AUGACGCUCCUCCAGCGAUGUGAGUGCUCCUUGGGAGGCUUCCUAGCACUGGAUCUGUUCAAAAUAGUAGCGGACAGACUUUGCAAAGAAAGAAAUGCUCCCACAGGCAGCUUCUUCUUGGCCAAGCAAACCAUGCUGAAUUUGCAGGCGACAGCAUUGACGACGGUCGUCAUUUGCGUUACUAAAGAAGCGGGAUGGUCUCCUUGGGUGUAUGGCUUCCAGCGAUUGUCCGAGCAAGCCAUUGAACAGCACUUUGGGCAUUUGAGAUGUCAGGCAACAAAUGCCCAGCUCAGCACAAGAGCAUAUUGGAUGGCUUGUGCCAGGACUCUCAUGAAGACCAACGAGGAGCUCAAUCGCAGCAAGAAGGCGAAGGUCAGACAAGAGCCACACCUUUCAGAUGAAGAGUUCCGAGCUUGCUGCCACAGGGCUUUGGAAGGAGCAUUGAACCUGGUGUCUACAUGCAGCGGCAUCCCAAGCAAGCAGCUGGAGCAGGUUUACCGUGAGCUGUGCUCUGAGACUGCUGGUGAGAGUUUCUUCGAAUUGAGCCAUGACAUGGACUAUGAUGAAGAAAUGGAAGACCUUGAGAUCUGCCUUGAUCAGCCACCAGCAGAUUGCAUGGGCUUUCUCACCCAGCUGCAGGAUGAAACCAAGUUGCUCAAGGGUGAGGAUGAUGAGAAGAUUCCGACGCGUCAGGACGACAAGAUGCCAGACCUUCGGCAUGUGCCAGAUAGCGAGCUACUCCGUGAAGUUCUGUCAGCCAGUUCUGCCACAGACCCAUUCCGCAUGGAGAACAGCUGCUCUCCAAAGAAGAGAAAGGAUCUGAACACUUUGCCUACCACGCUCCUCGAGGCCUUGAGCUUGGGACAGCGUGGAUGUGUUUUCAACAGUUUGUUCCGGCUGGCCGUUUUCCUUCGAAGUGGUGUGGGAGGAUCCGAUUGUGGCUGGCUACAGAACCCGAAAAAUUGCAGGUACAAUGAACACCGCCUUGCACAAAUGGAGGCAGAAAAGGCAGAACCUGCGUACAGAAGCAGGGCGGGCCGAUUGGACAAGUGGAAAGAGCUGGUCAGGAAAGCGCAAGAGGAUUUGGAGUUGCCGCCGAAUCCACCAGAAAGCGUGCAGCCGUUCGACAACAAUGGCUUUCUCCGGGUGUACCUGACAGAGAAGAGUGGAGAAGCACUGGCCAGGGUUGAGUCCAUGAAGCUUUGGCUGGUCCAGCCAGCUAUGGCACGAGGCCGCAAGCGUGUGGGCACAGGGGAGGUGAAGGCGAAGACCACACGGGCCUAUGGUCGCCGUAGGCGCAAGCAUCAGUACAAAGCAGGUCCAGAUGGCAAGCCUGUUUUGGUCAAAAAGAACAAGAAGAAGCAGAAGAGGGUGAAAAAGGAGAAAGCAAAGGUUGUCACGGACGAUCCCAGUGCCGCGGAUUUCCGAAGGUCUGCUAAAGGGGCUAAACUCAUCCAGCAAGAGCUGAAGGAGUUGCGGAACUUAGACAGCAGCAGUUUUCCAACUCACCCAAUCUUUGAGCUCUCCGGCAAGUGCCGCAUGAAGUACCCUGCGGCAGCUUACGUGUCCUUUGAGGACGUGGUGGAAUAUGGCCCAGCAUGUGUGGACAUGAUGUCUCCAGAUCUUCAAGGAUUGGAGAUCUCCAUCAGGUCCAGCGGAAUGGUCCAGAGGUCGACUGGAAUGGAAGAGGAGGAUAUGGAGGAAGAGAGGACCCGCGUGGGGAAGAUGGUCGCCAUCCUCGACACUUGGAAGAACCCGGUCUACCUGGGACGUGUGUGGACCAUCUAUGAGCAGUUUAUGGCUCGGUCCUUAGACAUCCCUGUGACCUUUGCCAUGCCUGAGUCCUCAAACCAGUCCUUGCAAGAGCAGAUCUCACGUGGGGACUUGGGCAUCCGGGAAAUCACCGAGUCCCUGAGCUCCAUCGAUGUGCAACACGCCAAGGCUUGGGAUCCUCAAGAUGAGAUUGCCGUGAAGGGAGUCAUCCAGGCCAGCACUCCGGACUUCUCCUACGUGAACAAUCAUGUCACCCGGGUCAUGGUCAAAUGGAUCGGAGAGGUGGUCAAGGAGCAAUUUCAGCGCCUGAUCGAUGGUACUCGAGAGCAGAGGAGUGGCAGUGUGACGACAGUCGUCAGCUCGUGUGGGGCUGACUUGGAAUGA
Molecule: messenger RNA, 2157 nt
Organism: Durusdinium trenchii
Lineage: Eukaryota; Dinophyceae; Suessiales; Symbiodiniaceae
Source: the annotation of a GenBank genome assembly